This is a messenger RNA of Drosophila ananassae, 795 nucleotides long. RefSeq lists its product as uncharacterized. The record is from RefSeq and is a predicted model, not a curated record. Lineage: Eukaryota; Metazoa; Arthropoda; Insecta; Diptera; Drosophilidae. The transcript has a single exon. Bases 108 to 491 code for a protein of 127 amino acids.
UUCUAGUCAGAAAACAUUUAUCGUUCCUAAUUUACAGUGCUGAUUUAGUCACUUAGGUUUAUAGUUAGGUGUUCGCAACGUUUUUAAAUUUUGAAAGAGGCCACACCAUGGACGAAACUCUAAAUCUGGGUAUCAGCGACAUUCAAAACCGCCUUAAUGCCUUUGCGGACAGCGAGGAAGAUGGCCCAGUUGAAGGCGGAGGCCAAGUCACAACCGGAAACGUACAUGAAGGCAGAGGUGGACGUGGAAGAUGGAGGGAUACCAGAGUACUUUUCUUUUUUAGCCAGCUGUUCGACCUGAUGUGGGGAAGCGUCUUUCUAACCACCUACGUGGAGCGUGGAAGGAAUGAGUACUUUGCUGGAUUUAGCAAUGUGAACCUUUUCACAACGUUCCUAGGUGAUCGGCACUCAAGUCAGUACCUAUGGAUCCACCUGUCGCUCGUUUUCCGCGCUUCGACCUUCGCGGUUUCCGCGGUGGACUCGCUUGAAUAACAAAAAAAAAAAACAAAAAUGAAAUGGAAAAAUAAAAUGAACGAAAAGCUGAAGACACCGUGUCACAGCCAAAUUGAAAUUCCGCUUGGCUUUCGUUCGGAGCUGCUAUUGUUGCCCCCUUUUCUAUAUCUGUGGCACACCUCGGGCGUGAGUGUGUGUUUGUGACAUUUUGGCAGCGGUUCAACGGAAAAACGUUUGGCAGCACGGCCAGAAAAUGAUAAGCUCAGGCAGCGGGAAAAGAAAAAAGCGGGAAAACUCCAACGAUACGGUUCACUGAGCUAAAUAAAAAUUGAAAAAAGUGUAA